Messenger RNA from Lycium ferocissimum, 2190 nucleotides. RefSeq lists its product as uncharacterized. Gene Ontology annotation, cellular component: chloroplast stroma. Bases 217 to 2058 code for a protein of 613 amino acids. The transcript has 7 exons. Gene Ontology annotation, biological process: carbohydrate metabolic process. Gene Ontology annotation, molecular function: phosphomannomutase activity. Lineage: Eukaryota; Viridiplantae; Streptophyta; Magnoliopsida; Solanales; Solanaceae. The record is from RefSeq and is a predicted model, not a curated record.
AUUUCAAAAGGCACAUGCUCUUCCUGAACCAGAGGAUAUGCCUUGAAUAAAACAAGAAAAAUAUCAGUCAAUUUGGAAGCUUGUAGAAAGAUAUUUUCCCUUGGAUGGAUACACAAGUGUAGGCUAAUGGUUCAUUGAGUCAAUUCUUAUCCCUCCAAUUAAGCUUCUUGUUUUAAUUUGGUCUAAAAGAACUCCUCUUAAAAGCUUUCCACAACAAUGGCUUCCCUUUCUUCCCCAUCACAUUCUGUACAAACCAUUAAUGCUUCAAAAACCAACUUCCCUUCUCUACCAAUAAACAAACCAUUUCACAAGAACUUACAUAUCUCCUUGUCAAAAACCAUUUCUCUUAGAGUAGAGUCUUCUAGUACUGCAAAGUACAAUGAAGUUGUGGUGGACGAAGAAAUGGAUAAGAUUAGAAGGCUACAAAAUGGAUCGGAUGUUCGUGGGGUGGCUUGGCAAGGUGAGAAAGGUCGAAGUGUAGAUCUUACACCGCCUGCUGUUGAGGCAAUAGCAGAAAGCUUUGGUGAAUGGGUGAUUAAAGGUUUGGAAAAGGAGAAAGUGGAAGAUGUUAUAAGGGUUUCUCUUGGAAGAGACCCUCGAAUUUCGGGUAAUAUGUUGAGUGUGGCUGUAUUUGCAGGGCUUUCUAGGGCUGGUUGCGUGGUGUUUGACAUGGGACUUGCAACAACACCAGCAUGCUUCAUGAGCACUGUUCUCCCCCCAUUUGAAUAUGAUGCCUCAAUAAUGAUGACUGCCUCUCACUUACCCUACACUCGAAAUGGUCUUAAAUUCUUCACAAAAAAGGGAGGUUUAACGUCAACAGAAGUGGAGGAAAUAUGCGACAAAGCAGCUCGAAAAUAUGCAAAUAGACUUGCAAAAGUCUCAACACUGCCAAAGCCUCCUACUAAGGUUGAUUUCAUGAGCGCUUACGCGGAGCAUCUACGAGAUAUUAUAAAGGAAAAAGUGAACCAUCCUUCCCAUUAUGACACUCCUCUCAAAGGAUUUCAGAUAAUUGUUAAUGCUGGAAAUGGAUCAGGAGGGUUCUUUACGUGGGAUGUGUUAGACAAGCUUGGUGCAGACACAUUUGGCUCUCUCCACUUAAAUCCAGAUGGAAUGUUCCCUAACCACAUUCCUAAUCCUGAGGACAAAGUAGCCAUGUCCUUAACCAGAGCCGCCGUGCUCGAAAACAAGGCUGAUCUCGGCAUUGUUUUUGACACAGAUGUGGACAGGAGUGGCGUAGUGGACAGUGAAGGAAAUCCCAUUAAUGGUGACAGAUUUAUUGCACUUAUGUCCGCUGUUGUUCUCAAGGAAUACCCUGGUACCACUAUUGUCACUGAUGCUCGUACGAGUAUUGCCUUAACUAAAUUUAUUACCAGCAAAGGAGGACAACAUUGCUUGUAUAGAGUUGGUUAUAGGAAUGUUAUUGACAAGGGUGUCAAUCUUAAUAAAGAUGGCAUUGAAACACAUCUCAUGAUGGAAACUAGUGGCCAUGGUGCCUUGAAAGAGAAUCACUUUCUUGAUGAUGGUGCAUACAUGGUUGUGAAAAUUAUAAUUCAAAUGGUAAGAAUGAAGCUUGAGGGAUCAGAAGGAGGGAUUGGCAGUCUCAUAAAAGAUCUUGAAGAGCCAUUAGAGUCGGCAGAACUCAGAAUGGUUGUCCUUUCUGAGCCUAGAUAUGCUAAAGCAAAAGCAUUUGAAGCCAUUGAAGCAUUCAGAACCUAUAUUGAGCAAGGAAGCUUACCGGGAUGGAAUCUUGACGCUUGUGGAGACUGCUGGGUAAGUGAUGGUUGUCUUGUGGACACUAAUGAUGAUCCAGCUGCAAUUGAUGCUUAUAUGUACAGGGCCAAAGUUUCAGAUGAACAAAAUGGGGAACAUGGAUGGGUUCACCUUCGACAAAGUAUCCACAAUCCAAAUAUUGCAGUUAAUCUCCAAUCCACUGUUCCUGGUGGGUGUCAAUACAUGGCAAAAAUUCUAAGAGAUCGGUUUCUCUUGCCUAGCGGGAUGGACAAAAUACUCGAUGUCAGUCAAAUUGAUAAGUAUGCUAGAAAUGGAAAUCUAAGCUAAGAUGCUUUAAACAUGCUUGAAGUUAAGCUUUCAUGAGUUCUGUCAUUAAUGUUCAAUACAAAAUUUACUUACACUGUGUUCAGUGGACCCAAAAAAAAAAAAAAAAAAAAAAGAAAGAAAGAAGGAAGAAAA